CUGAUAUUGAUACCCAUUUAGCAUCAUCACAAUCCACAUCAGGCAGUCACGAUGCGGAUUGAGGACUGCAGCUUUUGUGGCCGUCCGGCCUAUCCCUCCAAGGGUAUUACCUUUGUCAGAAACGAUGGCAAAUCGUUCAGGUUCUGCAGAUCAAAAUGCAACCGCAACUACAAGAUGAAGCGUAACCCCCGCAAGCUCAAGUGGACAAAGGCCUACCGCCGAAACGCCGGCAAGGAGAUGACGGUCGACAGCACGCUGCAGUUCGCCAUGCGCCGCAACGAGCCCGUCCGCUACGACCGCGACCUGGUGAACAAGACCAUGGCGGCCAUGAAGCGCAUCAGCGAGAUCCGCGCCCGCCGCGAGCGCGUCUUCUACAAGAAGCGCAUGGCCGGCAAGCGGGAGAAGGAGCUGGCUGUCGCGCGCAAGCUGGUCGCCGAGAACGAGCACCUGCUGCCCCGCCUGCGCGGAAGCGAGAAGAAGAGGCUGGCGGAGCUGGCCGCUCAGGGCGAGGACGUGGCCCUCGAGGAGGAGCUGCUGGCGACGCGGAAGAACAAGAUCAAGGCCUUUGGAGGCGAGACGAGAAGGCUCAAGGUCCGGGUGGAUGGCGGCGUGGACGAGAUUGUGGAAUCUUUCCAGGGAGAGGGUGGCGAGGACGAGGAGGACGAGGAGGACGACGACGAGGAUGUCGACAUGGAGGACUAAGCGGGAACUCGGUUCCCCUGCUCAUCACUUUUGUUACGACGAGAUUGGCCGCCGCCAUCGGAGUGGCCUUGAGAUACAGAGUUGGUGUCUGGUGAUUGGUUACGACUCAUGGGUUCCAUUAUCGGGCUCGUCAGCGUUGCGUUGCGUUAAUCGUUACGGCGUUUUUAAAGGAUACACAGAUGCAAAGUAUUAGGUAGUAAUGGAAAACACAAAAAGUCCUUGGGU
Molecule: messenger RNA, 927 nt
Organism: Trichoderma asperellum CBS 433.97
Lineage: Eukaryota; Fungi; Ascomycota; Sordariomycetes; Hypocreales; Hypocreaceae
Gene: RLP24
Product: ATPase-activating ribosome biosynthesis protein
Biological process (GO): ribosomal large subunit biogenesis
Cellular component (GO): nucleolus
Source: RefSeq, a predicted model, not a curated record